Mollisia scopiformis is the source of this 1518-nucleotide messenger RNA. Its product is annotated as FAD-binding domain-containing protein. Gene Ontology annotation, molecular function: FAD binding. The record is from RefSeq and is a predicted model, not a curated record. The transcript has 7 exons. Bases 1 to 1518 code for a protein of 505 amino acids. NCBI's taxonomy places the organism in Eukaryota, Fungi, Ascomycota, Leotiomycetes, Helotiales, Mollisiaceae.
AUGGCAUCCCUAGGAGUUUUGCGGGAGAGCGAUGACUUCGAGCUGUCUUUGGCACUGCAAAACAAUAGUGCACUGCAGAGAGCGUUGCAAGAAGGUGGAAAGACGGACGAGACUCGGCAGUCGCUCAUCGUCCUCGCAUGUCGGACUAUCCAAAGUUGCUUGGGACCAGGUGUGAAGCUUGAUCCGGAUCCAUCGCUGGCCAACACCAACUGGUCUCAAUCAUGCUGGCUCACACCUAAAUGCAUCGUGUAUCCACGGUCUGCUAAAGAUGUCUCUCGGACAAUCAAGAUUCUGGGUCUGUUGCAUACACCAUUCUCUGUGCGGUGUGGUGGCUUAUCUCCAACUCCGGAGCAUUCCAGCAUUGCGGAUGGCGUUCUGAUUGAUUUGAGAGAGUUGGGUGGGAUCGAGAUCUCAGCUGAUGGGAGGAUUGCUAGUGUGGGACCAGGGGCACGGUGGAGUGACGUAUUUGAAGCUUUAGAUCCCCAUGGACUGACCGUGGUCGGUCCGCGGUUGCCAAACGUUGGAAUAGGAGGAUUUAUCUUGGGUGGUGGUCUUUCAUUCUUCUCCGGGGAGUACGGACUGGCUGCUGACAAGGUGGAGAAUUUUGAGAUUGUGUUGUCUGAUGGAUUAAUCGUGGAUGCGAAUUCUGCAGAGCAUCCUGAUCUGUUUUGGGCAUUGAAAGGGGGCGGCUCUAAUUUUGGUAUCGUGACAAGAUUCGAUCUCAGUACUGUCCCAAUCAGAGAUAUAUGGUACUCCAUGUCCACCUAUGCUAUUACAGAAGUUCCUGAAGUACUCCUAGCUUUCGAGCAAUGGCAACUCAGAUCCGCAGAUCCUAAGUCGGCUAUUUUCUUGCGGAUGGGGCUUGACUCCUGCACGAUCACCUUGGUAUAUUCAUCACCCGCGAAACGACCCCCAUGUUUUAAUGUAUUCUAUGACAUUGAUGUGAUGGAGUAUCUGAUCCUGCCGACAAAUGGCACUGUCGUGUCAUUGACGACUGCACUUGCAGAGCUCUUCCCACAUAAUCCUGCGAGGCAUGAUCACCGAGCAGCGAGCAGGAAGAAUGAUCUUGGAUUGUACUCCGCUGUGGAGGCAUACUGGGUCUGGAGGAAAGAGACGCUUGCUCUCCGAGACUCAACAAGAGCAGAUGCGACCUUCAUGAUACAACAUGUGCCAAAGACCCUGAUUGAAAAGGGGAUCGAAGACGGUAGCAAUCCACUAGGUCUCACGGCCGUACCUCAACAGUGGUGGGCAAUUGUUGUUGAUUGGGACUCAGCAAAAGACGACAACCUUGUUCGAGAAUCCUUGAGAGAUAUAACAAAACGAUGGACAGAUCUUGCAAAGGAACAAGGUACACAUCUCGACUUCGAGUUCAUGAAUAAUGCAUCUGGUGACCAGAAUCCACUUCGAAGUUACGGAGAGACCAAUCUGCAAAGGCUGCGAGAUAUAUCGAUGAAGUACGACAAGGCGCAGGUCUUUCAAUUGCUGCAGAAGGGAGGAUUCCUCCUCUCCCGGGCCUAG